ACUGAAAUUCGCCUUAAUGUAUUUGUCAGUAGGAAAUAGAUCAACUUUCUCAUGACUAACAGGGUUUAAUGGUACCCUUAUGUGUAUUUUGCUAUUUGUUUGAGACCAAGUGUAAUCUUUCACUAUUAUAGGCAUCUUUUCUACGCGUACCAGUUUUAAUAAUGUACUCUGUGUCUGUGUAGGUACAAGAAACCAAUAAACAAAUUACGUUGCCAUAACAAUGGACUUGAAUUUGGCGCUCACAGCGUUCCGUUUAACGCAAUAAACGCUUUCCUUAAAUGUUUAAUAUUUAUUUAUUUACAUAGCAGCUUCGAAACUGUUUAUAUGCACUUCGCCGUCCUUCGUUUUGCCCUCGUUUCUCAUAUAAAUAAAAGUAUUUUAUUUCAUAUUUUCCUUAUCCAACAAUAAAACCGGGUGUGCCCCUAAUAUGACUCAAACAACGCAGACUUUCAGUCUAGAUCACUGUUCAAUUAUUAAGUGUUCUCAGAAUUGAUAUGCGAUAAAAUAAAUAUUGUAUUAUUCGGUGUCUGUGUAUCAGUCAGUGACACGGUUCGUUACGAGCUGGUCCCGAUUUGGACUACCAAAAUGACUUCAAUAGUACAAACCGUGUUAGGAAACGUGGUCCCAUCAGUGUUGGGCCGCACUCUAACUCACGAGCACUUGGCUAUAAACCUCGAACAGUUUUACAUGACGCCGCCCUCUGCCCUCGCUCCAAAAUUCGACAGCCAUCCUAAUUUUCAUAUAGAAACUCUUGGAUUUGUGAGGCAGCACCCAUACAGUCUGAAGUAUAAUUUGGUAAUGGAUGAUAAGGAAGCGAAUGCAGCUGUUUUACAUGAUGUUGUUGAAUAUGGAACUGCUGGUGGAGGUACCAUUGUGGAGAACACGACAGAAGGCAUUAGACGCAACUUGAAGUUUUACAAAGAAGUAUCGCUUAGAAGCAAGGUGCACAUCGUGGCUGGUACUGGUCACUACAUUGCCGCCACGCAGAGCUCCGAUACACUGGACAAGACAUCGAGACGGUGGCGUUGUGUUGCACGCGCCUCUCUUACUGGAGCUUGCUGUGGCCGCUGGGUGGCGGCCACAGAGUGUGGCGGGGCCCGCAUUUGAACAUCUGACGGGCCAAUGUCGGAGGUGCGGAAGAAUGCUUUGGCGAUACCCGUGCCCUCGACAAUAGACGAAAUUCUGAGGCCACGGCUACGCACAUAUUAUCCACAACGUAUUGCCCAAGAUGGACACCAAAGGAUUUUCGCGCCAACAGAUAGACACGAUUACCAUAGACAACCCCGCAAGAUGGCUUGCUAUGGACAAUAAAUCAUAACCUUUUUUAUGAAGUUGGUUAGAGAUUGUAAUUCAGCACAUUAUGGUAACAAAUGUUGUAAAAUGUGAUUGUCCGUCAGUUUCACAAACGUCCAUUAAAGUUAAAGCUUCAUUAAAUCUAUGGCUGUCACUUUAUAUCUUAUUGACAAAGAGAGUCUUCAAUAGAUUUAAUGAAGCUUUAACUUUACUGGACGUUUGUGCAACUGACGAACGUCUUAAAAAACAUAAAAUUUUUGAGCAAUCAUUUGGAAACAGAUUUUAUUUUAAUUUAAUCUUUUGAUAGGUUUUUGUACACAGUAAUUUUUGACGGGAAUUUGUGCAAGCGCAAGUAGUAUUUUCUUCGUAUAAUAACUUCGGACAAGCAAAUUUAAUCUACGAAUUUGGUAAAAAUUUGAAUAUCAUGGCGAGCGGAUGGAAUGGAAUCAUUUUUUAUGUUAAUAUUCGAAAAACGAUUCAGAUGGAUCCGUCUUAAAUUUGGAUAGGUACCUGGUACCUACUAUAAUUUUCCUUGCAUCUAGAUAACAAUUGUAGCUGGAUAUUGAUGUGGCACGGCAAACAAUAUUGAAUAACUAUCGAAAAAUUAAACAAUCUGUUACAAUAUGGUGAAUUACAGAAAAUGCACAACUCCAUCUGUGAAUAUAUAAUUAAUAUAUAUGUUAUUAUGUAUA
This is a messenger RNA of Helicoverpa zea (corn earworm), 1985 nucleotides long. Its product is annotated as phosphotriesterase-related protein-like. Gene Ontology annotation, molecular function: hydrolase activity, acting on ester bonds; zinc ion binding. Lineage: Eukaryota; Metazoa; Arthropoda; Insecta; Lepidoptera; Noctuidae. Gene Ontology annotation, biological process: catabolic process. The record is from RefSeq and is a predicted model, not a curated record. The coding region runs from base 586 to 1107 and encodes 173 amino acids. The transcript has 4 exons.